This is a messenger RNA of Morchella sextelata, 471 nucleotides long. RefSeq lists its product as uncharacterized. The record is from RefSeq and is a predicted model, not a curated record. Bases 1 to 471 code for a protein of 156 amino acids. The transcript has a single exon. NCBI's taxonomy places the organism in Eukaryota, Fungi, Ascomycota, Pezizomycetes, Pezizales, Morchellaceae.
AUGACCGGCGCACGCGUAGAAAUCCUUCUAGGCGUCGCCGGACCUCUAACACCUUUACUAGCCGCUCCUAUCGGAUCCACACUUCAUAACCACUUCCAUAAACCGCUUUAUGACUAUUACCCCGAUCAAGAACAAGUCUGCGACCAUGAUCGUCGCAUUGUGUUGAAAGAACUUGAGAUAGCAACAAGGAUGUUCCAAGACAUCAACUCUCGAUUGAUCGCGUGCAAACUUAUUGGAACCGCGCUCAAGGGCCAGGAGAAGACGGGGGUGUUUCUAGAUGCUGUAGAAAGGAAGAUUGGAAAUGCAAAGGAGGAUAUAGUGGAGAUGUUGGGUUCGGUUGUAACGGCGAAGCUACCACAAAACUCGGCCAAUACGUUCGGUAGCCGGGAUAAUUCGAAGUAUUGUGUCAAAAGGGGCGUUUCGAAGGUCAAAAGUCAGUUAGUUAUGCACAUAACGGCAGACAGGGCAUAA